AUUAGGAUAAAAUUUAUAUCAUAAUAUUUUGUUAAAUUUUUAAUUUUUUUUUAUAACUGCAAAUAUUAAUUUAAUAUAAAUUUAUGUUUAAAUACUACAAAUACAUCAUUUAAUAUAAACUAAAAAAAUUAAAAACAUAAAAUAAAAUACCCGUCCGGUCGGACGGAUCAAGGUCUAGUGUAUAUAUUAAAAGAGAAGCAUUACAACAUUUGAGUGUUUCCAUGUGUCAUCACUAAAAUGACUCUUACAAUUCUUAGAAAAAUAGGUUGGUUCAUCUAAAUAUAAAUUAUACUUUUAUUAAAUUAAUCAUAAAAUUAAUUUGUAAUUAUAAAACUAUUCUUUUUUCUUUCCUUAAACUACGAAAUUACCUAAUAUGAGUGUUGCUAUGUGUCAUCACUAGAAUGACUCUUACAAUUCAUAGAUAAAUAGGUUGGUUCAUCUAAAUAUAAAUUAUAAUUUUAUUUAAUUAACCAUUAAAUUAAUUUGUAAUUUAUAAAACUAUUCUUCUUUAUUUCCUUAAACUAAAGCUACGUAAUUACCUAAUAUGACCAAAAUUUAUAUGAUAGUUAAUGCUUUUUAAUAAUAAACAUUUGAUAACAAUUUGUGAAUUCUCAUCUUUUUGUUUAAUUUCUAUUAUGAAAAUAAAUUAAACUAUUAAAUAAUAAAUAUAUAGAUUUUUCAUAUUUAAUAUAUUUAAAAUUUUUAAAAACGAAUAUAAAUUUUAAAAAAUUAAAGAUUCACAUUGAAAUUUUGUGUGGUCACUGACUUAAAUUUUUGAUAUACCAAGAUACAAAUGAUCAUUAAAUCAUAUGAUUAUAAAAUUUCAUUGAAAAAAAUUUAUACUAAAAUAUAUAUCUAUUUUAAUAUGUUUUUAAUUAACUACAUACCAUAUUAAAUUUUAUAAAUAAUUUUAUUUCAAAAUUUAAGAGAUAUGUAUUAUACUUGAAUUGAUUAAAAAAAUAUUUUUACAGUUUUAGUUUGAUUAAAUCAUCAAAAUAUAUUUUAAAUAUGUUUUUAUUAUUUUUAAAAAAAUAUUUUGAGGAAAAGUUUUAAAAUAUAUUUAAGAAAAUAUUUUAAAGUAUUUAUGUUGUAACAUUGUUUAGUAUGCUGAAGUGUCACCUUAGCUCUUCUCACAGUCUAUAUUAAAAAAAAAACUCUUCUCUUAUUAGAAAAAUUACGAAGAUUGCCAUUGUAUAUUUAUACAAGACCAAGUUCUAUAAUUAAUAUACUAUGAAUUAUUGCAUUAAUGUUUUGCAGCAGGAAAAUAUUAAUGUACACCAUUAUGAACUCGCCCGGAAUUAUUAAAAUACUAAGUAUAAAUGAAAGACAAUGUUACCAAUAACGUGCUUUAGUAUCACUGGUAUCAAUUGAUUGUUUCCAAUUGUGAAUCAAAUAAUAAUUAUCUAUGUAAAAAAAUUGUCAACUUUAAUACAUAAGUUUAUAGAUGAUAUAUAGGUAUGUGUUCUUAAAAUUUUUUUAAACGUUUAAAUUUAUAUUACUUACUAAAAUAUAUCCGAAUAAAAAAAUUAUAUAUCUAUCAAUCUUGUAAUAAUAUAGAAAACUUCCUGAGAUUUUCUUUUUUACUUUGGGAGAUAUUUAACCAACUAUAACUUAAUAUGAAAAGACCUAUAUUGUUUUCUAUUUAUUAACAUCUAUUAUAUUAAAACAGAAGUCACAACUUCUCUUUAUGUGUGAUUUUUUUUUUAAAUGGACCUUCUCUAAAAAAAUAUAUUUCAUUUAAUUUUAAUUAACAUAAUAACAUCAUUAAGAUAUCACAUAUUAAAUAAUUGACAUAUAUAACAACUCACCUAUAAAAUUGUCUUAUUUUUUGAUUAUAAAAAUAUAUUGAGAAAAAAAUCUACAAAAUCAUAUUAGAUAUUUUAAAUAUUAUUAUAAAAUGAAUCAUUGAUUAAUUUCGUGAUUAGUACUCUAAUAUUAUUAUAAAUUAAUGUUAGUUAAUAUUUUAUUAUAAACAAAAUUGUAUACUAUUUUCUUCAAAUUUCUAAUUAUAGUCUAUAUUAUCUAUUAAAUUAGAAGUAAUGAAUUCUUUCAUGUAUUGUUUUAUAAUUUGGACCAUCCUUUAAUUUUUAAUUAAAUAUAUUUUAUUAAAACUAAUAAUAUAUAGAAUCUUUGAACUAACUUAAUUACAAUAUAUUUUGAUAUAUUUUCAUUUUAAAUAUAAAUAUAUAUUUUAAAAGUUCUAACAAGUCUGUUUAAAAGAUUUAAACAAGAUCUUAAUUUUCAAAAUUAUAUGUAAAUAUUUUCAUUAAUUUCGAAAUUAGUUAUGAAAUAAUAUCAUACAUUUAUAUAUGUUAUAAUAUUAAAAUAUAAAUUCUAUCAUUUUAUCAAAUAUAUAAUCAUAAUCAAUCAUUUAAAGAGAAAGUAUUAAUUAUUAUAUUGUGCUAAAUAUGAUUAAAUUAUAUUAAAUUAUUAAUUUUAUAUAUUUUAUUUUUUGUAAGUAUUUAUAUUCGAAAUGUAAUAUGUAGGUAACACAUGUUAAUAUUAGAAAACUAUAUAAUACAUGUAUAUAAAUUAACAUGUAUUUCAACAAAGUUAAUAAUACAAAUCAUUUAUGCAUGAUAACUUUUUAUUUUAAAUAUAAAUAUAUACAUAUAUAUAUAUAAUUGUUUUAACAAAUCUUUUGAAAAUAUUAUAGCAUUAUGUUAAUUUUCAAAAAUUUUAUGUGACUAUUUCAACUAAUUUCGUAAUUAGCAAUGAACUAUUAUUAUGCAUAUAUAUAUAUAUACACAUAUAUAUAUAUAUAUAGUUAUCAUUUAUAAAAUAAAAAAUUACCUUUUUUUUUGCUCAAAAAAAAAUUACCUUUUUUAUCAUUUUAUAAUAAUAAUAGUUCAUAUUAAAUGAGAUUAUUAUAUUGAACUAAAUAUGAUAACAUUAUAUUAAAUUGAUAAAUUUGUAAAAACUGUUUUAUAAAUACAAAAUAUUUAUGCUAAAAAUAUAAUACGAUGGUAUAACGACUUAACAUUCAAAAACUAUAUAAUACAUGUAUAAAAAUCAACAUAUCUUAGACUUUUGUAUAUAUAAUAAUAUAUUAUCUGAAAGAAAUAAAUGUAAAAAUAUUGCUAAUAGAAAACUUAGUUUUGAAGGUCGGUGGGUCAAAACUGAAUAUAAAUUUAAUACAAAAAUAAUAUUUAAUAUUUUUUUAAUUCAUAUAUUAAUUUGUUAAAUAAAUAUAUAUACAAUAAAUGAUGUAAAAAAUAUUUAUGUAUAUAAAAUGAAAAUAAACACCCGCACGGUUGUGCGGGUCGAAAUCUAGUUUAAUAUUUAAUUCUAUAAGUUUGAAUUAUUUUACUGAUACUUAAUUAUAUAAGUUUAACUAGAAUAAAGUCUAUCGGUUUAGAAUAGAUCUGCUAAGAAUUUAUUAUCCAAUUUACUAUCAUAUAUUGGAUCCGAUAUUAAUUAAAAAUUGAACCAAUAUAUUAUCCAUUAUUUUAUUUUUAAUUUGCAGGUCCGAUACAAACCUCGACCAUAUAAAUAUGUAAUACUUAAGCAAUUUUUUGCAUAAUUUAACAGUGAUUACGAAAAAAACUUAUACAGUCAUAUAAAUAUAAAUAUGUAAUACUUAAUAAAUUUGAUUUAUAAUUAAAUACUUAGAAGAAGAAGAAUAUAAUAAAAUACAAGUCUAUUCCAUGUGUUUAUAACUUAAAAAUAUGUAAACAUGUAAUAAGUAAUGCUAUAUACAUUUUACCCCGCACAUGGUGCGGGUUAUCACCUAGUUUUAUAAUAAUUGGCUUUAUAUCUACUUUUCAUGGCAACCAAAUAAUUUAGCCCUAAUAGCUUGAUACUGAUUUUUCUGUAUCAUAACUACCGUUGGGGUGGUGUCCGGAUACCAUUCGGAUUCGGUUCGCGUCUCAGGUUUUCGGAGUUAAGACUUUCAGCCUCAUUCGGGUAUUUAUAAAUUUUUGGUUAGUGUUCGGAUCUUUUCGGAUUUGGUUCGGGUUCGGAUAAUCUGUUUAUAUAAGUUUUAAAAUUUUAAAAUUUAUUAUAUACUUCAAAUUUCUCAAAAUCCAAAAACAAAAUAAUAUAUUACAUAUAAAUUUGAAUAAGAUAUGCCAAAAUACCUAAACUUAACAUAUAAAUUUGUUUGGCUUGAAUAUCUGGAUAGAAAAUCAAUAGAUAUUUCAAGUAUUUUUGGUGUUUUGAGUAUUGUUUAACUAUUUUAGAGAUUUACUUUUGACUAUUUCUAUAUCUUUUUAAUUAUUUUGGAAAACUUAUAUCUACUAUAUUUUUAUAUAUUAAAUCUAAAAUAAUUAAAAUAUGUAGGUAUAUAAAUGUAUUUUGGACACAUUCGGGUACUCGAAAUACUUUCGUUCGGGUCAGAUUCAGAUCUGGUUCUCUAGAUAGAAACAUUUUAAAGUCGUUCAGAUAUUUUAUCAAUUUUGGUUUGGGCUCGGUACUACUUUUCCGUUUCGAAUUUGGUUCAGUUCUUCGAAUUUAGAUUUUUGCCGAGUCUUAACUCCCCUAUGUUAGAAACCCAUUUUGAAAUCAGAAUGUUCUCUUUGUCAGAUAAAUGGAGAUGGCAAACAGGCUGUCCCGUCCUGUCACGUCCUGGACAACAGCGGUAUUGUCUUCAAGCGGAUCACGGCGGGUCAGGCCCGCCAGAGCUUGAAUCAUCAUCGCCGGAGCUCGAAUCGUAAUCUCCAGAGCUCGAAUCGUAAUCUCCAGAGCUCGAAUCGUCAUCGUCGUUUCAUUUUCUCAGGAAAAGUCACACGAAUCACCUUCUUCUCACUCUCUUUUUUUCAAGUAAACAAGAAAUUAAGAAGAAAAAAAUACGGGUCUUUGUAAUCCCGCAUGGCCUGCUUCAGUCCAUCCCGAAAAAGCCCAGUCCCGCAACAACCCGUCCCGUGAGGCCUACUAACUUGCGGACCUACAAAAUCCCGGUCCAAUACUGUCCGCCACAGUCCUUUACGGACCAGGUCCAUGAUUGACAUCUCUACAGAUGAGCAAAGAAUAACUUGAGUGUAAAUAUACUCUUAAAAAGAAUAUGAUGCACGUUUGGCAUUCCUUCCAUCCUGAAAAAUGGAAUAGUUUGUUUUCCUUGAUAAGUUAAGAAUAAAUAGUUACCUUACUAGAAUUUAUUCUUUGCGUCUUACAAAUCAUGAUGAUCAAUGUCAACACAAGCAAAAUUCUUUGAGUAUAAUUUUCAUGUAAACAAAGAAUAAUAUAAUAUGGUGAUCAUAUCUUAGUAUUAUAUUUUAAACUACUUGAACGUAUGCAUAUAUAAAGAAAGCUCUCAUCAUUCAUAAAUCAAAUGUAAGAAAACUCUAAAAAUACUAAUUAAUUAAAAAACAUAUAUUUAUAUCAUCUAUGGAAAUACUUAAGAAAGUUUAUGCAUUAUAUCCAACUCGCGGGCUAAAAUGCGAUGGUUGCAAUCUUGGUGAAAACUACUAUGGUGAUGGUUAUCGUUGUUUUCGUUCUGGAAUCUUCUUUCACAAAGAGUGUGCUAAUUCUAGCCUAGAGAUUUGCAACCUCUAUCAUCCACAACAUUCUUUGAAAAUUAAGGUAUGUGCAAAGAACAAUAAUGUGCAAGAAGAAUGCAAAGUUUGUAGAAUUAAUUUGCCAAAAAUGUAUUAUUAUUGUUCUAUAUGUGAUUUUGCCAUCGAUUUGAUAUGUGUAAAAAAAGAAGUUAAGAAAGAGAUUGGAGAUUCAAAGAUCCAUGAGCAUCCAUUAUCCCUUGUUCCUGAGAUGGUUAGCUUUACUUGUCAUCUAUGUCAAGUACUUGAUGACCGGUUUCCUUUUGUAUGUAAUUUAUGUGAUUUGAGUUUUCACCAAUAUUGUGCCGAAUCCAUAUCAGAGAUCAACUAUUCUUGCCAUCCUCAACACCCUCUCAAGCGUUACACGCGUGUUCCAAGUCGCACUGGUGGAAAAUGUUGCUUGUGUGGGAACAAGCUUCAUAACGUCUUUUAUCAUUGUUCAGUUUGCAAUUUCAGCGUGGAUAUCAACUGUGUAAAGAAACCACCUCCUUUCAGUCUUCACCACCCUAAAGCUCAUGAGCAUCCAAUCAUUCUUAUGCCGCAAAGAAGUUUUGUUUGUAAUGCUUGUGGGAUGGAUGAUGACCCAAAUCCUUAUGUAUGUCCUCAAUGCAAUUUCAUGAUCCAUAGAAAUUGUGUUGAUAAACCACAAGUCAUAAAGAUCAAUCAUCAUGACCACCGCAUUUAUUACAAUCAUUAUCUUGAUUCUGAUGAUUGGGAAUGUGGAGUGUGUCAAAAAGAGAUGAAAUGGACGUGCGGAGCUUAUUCUUGUCUGAAGUGUCAAGAUUUUGCAGUUCAUCUAAGAUGUGCCACAAAGUUCGGGAUUUGGGAUGGGAUUGAGCUUGAAGGUAUAUCAGAAACUAAUAUCGAGCUCAAGUCAUACGAAGUGGUUGAAGAGGGACUUAUAAAGCAUUCCGGUCACCAAAACCAUGUUUUGAAGCUCAAAGAAGAAAGUGAUGGUGAUGAUGAAGGCAUAGUUUGUGAAGCAUGUGUAUAUCCUGUAUUUUGUGGCCCAUUCUACAGUUGCACAGAGUGUGAUAAUUAUAUUCUUCAUCAGAAAUGUGCCCAUCUCCCAAAAAAAAAAAUAGAUUCCUUCUACAAGAUGGAGAUUACUCUAUUCCCAUGUGACAAAAUGGAAACAAUAUUAGGGCUUUGUGAAGUUUGUCAACACUUCUUUCAGGGUUUUCGGUACACAACUAAGGAUGAUAUAACCCUUGAUAUGCGAUGUGGUUCUAUAUCCGAACCUUUCUUUCAUGAAAGCCAUCCUCAUCAUCCGUUGUACAUCGACUUUUCAGGCAAUAAAACUUGUAAGGCUUGUGGAGAUGAGGCAACUUUCAUUUUGAGCUGCCAGGAGUGCGGAUAUGUUUUGGACAUUAAGUGUCCUUUCUUACCAAAUAAGGUGAAACACAAAUAUGAUAAGAAUCAUUUUCUGUUUCUAUGCUACGGAAAAGACACGAGUGACCAAUACUUAUGUGAAAUUUGUGAGGAAGAACUAAAUUCAGAGAAAUGGUUCUAUAGAUGUGAUGAGUGUUGUAUUACAUUUCAUAUCAAAUGUACACUCGGAGACUUAAUUAGUCUAAAGCAAAUAGUUGAUGCUGAACCAAUCAAAUUGGAGGUGAUACGCAACAUUCAUAUGACCAGGUUAGUUUGUGAUGUAUGUCAUUCUCGCUGCCACUUUCCCUACAUGUUGAAGUGUUCUUCUCCUUUAGGCGUGGACACUCUUUGUUCUUUACAAUGUUUUCGGCAAAAAUACUUCCACAAAAUGACUCCAUUAUAUGAAUUGUCAAUAGAUUAUUAAUUAUUUAAUAUUUUAUAUUAGAUGAGACGAAAAGUAAAUGUAUUCUCAGAAUAUCUAAUUAUAUAUAAAAAUGUUGGAGUCUCUCCUGCUGAGGACACGUCAGAAAGUCUUUCAAUAUAGGGGCGACGCGUUUCAUUAACUUUCUUCCGUGAUUUAUGUGGGCUUCGCUGUGUGUUGUUUGGGCCCAAUAAUGUCCUCGAGGACCCAUGUCGCUAUCGUGAAAAGCAAGACCCUUCAUCCGCACCGUUCUGGAGUUUAGGGUUCAUCACAAUCUUCGAUCUCCGCCAUUAGAGAGGCUGAGAUGCAGACAGAGGUCAGCGUGACAAUUCCGUUCAUUGGGGUUUCAAUCGUGUACAUCUCUUCUAUACUCACUGUUUCAUUUAAUCGAUGGUGUCAUGGGCUUUGUUCGGUUAAUCUUCUUUUCUAAUUGACCAAAACGUUUCGAGUUAUAGAUUCAUUGCCUUUAUGGCCUUCUUAACUCCAUCCACCAAGAUCUGACAUUGAAUGCAAGUUUCUCUUCUGUAAGGCGGUGUACCCGCAACUAUAAAAGUUUCUAUGUAGUUAGAUGAGUUCCAACGAGCGGUUGCAUAUAGCUACGACAAUGGUUUGAAAGAUAGACUUGAGACAGGCAUCAUGAGUUUGGUUUCGCUAUUGUUCUACCUCCCCUGAAAAGUUCCUAGCUUCUCUGGCUUCUUGAACUAUAUGUCUGGUUCUAAAAACUCUGUUAGAAAGUGGAAAGUCUUAGAUCACGUAGACUCUGUUGAUGUGUUGUUCGCUUUUGCUCCAAAAAGGUCAGUCUCAAUCCCUGAACAUCAUACUCCCCCUCUUACUAAUCUUACAAGAGAAACCUCUUCUCAGUAUUAUGGUUAACUCAUGUUCAUUAUAGUUUCGUUUUUUUUUCUGUUUUCAGGCAACACUCAUGCUCAGGCCUGCUCAUGCUAACCACCGUCAACGUCCACCGUCUCACCACUUAUGUGACUCGGCGCAAUCAGAAUUUUAUACUGCCCGAGUCUCCUCUAUUGAUUCGUUUCAACGAUUCAACCACUUUGGAUGAGAUAACCGACUUACCUUACUAAGUUGAGUGCACUCCGCCAUAUCAGUUAGGUGAAAGGCUUACUCUUCCACCAUAUAUUGUUCAUCAUGUAAGCAUAAUCAUUCUCAUUCUGUGAUUUUAGCUCUCUUUGCAUUGAUCAACAACAACAUUUAGUAAUCCACAAAUCUAAAGUUGUCCUCUUUAUGUAACAUAGGAGAGUUGUUUAGAUUUGUAGAUUUUUAGAAUCGUAGAAUUCUUUUUGUGUCACUUGAAAUAAUCUUGGGUUGACUUUUGUAUGGUAGCAGAGUUGUACGUCAUGAAGUAUCACUUUUCAUGAAUGUUCAUUAUGCCAAUGUAACCCAAGUAAAAUGGUCUGUGCAGGUGUGUUUCUUGCAGCAAUAUUCAUAUGGUCCUAGGCCCCAGCCUUCGAGCAAGAUCGUAGAGCUAGCUGAGCGUAUAGCAGCAUUGUCUCCAGAAGAGCGGAAACAAAUUGGUCAUGCACUCAGUAAACACCUGCGGCUUCAGGAACAACAAAUGAUUUCGUUCUAAGGCAUGAGGGAGAGAGCAAAACAAGAGGCUGGAACCAAAAAAAAGGAAAAGCCUGUGUUCUUAAAAUACCAGUUUAUCUGGUUACAAGGCACUUUGGUGAUCAAUGAUUCUCUCACAAAAAGUUAGUUUAAAAUGCUCUGAAACACUGGUGGGAUUCUACAGAAUCAGCAUCGUACGUUUGUUUGUGAGAAAUGCAGGGUUUUACAAAGCUUAUGGAGGGUGGCUUUGAGAUAAGGUUGGUUGAUGAUGAUUUGUGAUUGUACAUUUGUACUCAUAUGAACAACGUAGUAUAGCUUUCCACUAGCCAUUUCAAAUUAUUUGCUUAUUUCCUUUUCACCUGUAAAUAUCUUUUAAAAUAUUAUGUUGUAACUUUGGAAACCCACUUUGAGUAUGAUCGAUUGCUCAUCUACAUA
Molecule: messenger RNA, 9282 nt
Organism: Brassica rapa (field mustard)
Lineage: Eukaryota; Viridiplantae; Streptophyta; Magnoliopsida; Brassicales; Brassicaceae
Source: RefSeq, a predicted model, not a curated record